UCAGCACCGACACGCAAGAGCAAGCAACAGAGAGGAGGAACUCCGCUACUCGAUAAUUCAAGAGUUAUCUCUGGAUCGAUCGAGAUUGAUCAUGGAGGUUUGCAGUAAUCUUGAAGGCGCCACGGAGACUCACCAGCAGCAGGACGACCCAAGGACGUUGCUCACGUACCUGACCUUCCUGGAGCAGAAGAUCGCGCACCUCCGCGGCAUCAUCUGCUCGGCGCCGCGGCCGCCGCGGCAGAUCGUGUCUGCCGAGCUCAGCUGCAUCGCCGUGCAGCUCGUCUCCAUCUCCAAAAGCCUCGCCGCGGCCAGCGGGGCCACGGCGGAGGAGGCCGCGGCGUCUCCGAACGAAGGGGACAGCGAUUCGUCCGACCGCGACCUCCACGCCGAGGAGGACGACGACGACCGCCUGCCACCGGCCGGCUCCUACGAGGUGAUCGAGCUCGGCAAGGAGGAGAUCCUGGCGCCGCACGUGCACUCGUGCAAGGUCUGCGGCAAGGGCUUCAAGCGCGACGCUAACCUGCGCAUGCACAUGCGCGGCCACGGCGAGGAGUACAAGACGGCGGCCGCGCUCGCCAAGCCCGCCACCGGCAGGGACGCGCCGCCGCCGCCGGGGGCGGCGGCCCGGUGCCUCUACUCGUGCCCCUUCGUGGGGUGCAAGCGGAACAGGGAGCACCGGAGCUUCCAGCCGCUCAAGACGGCCGUCUGCGUGAAGAACCACUACCGGCGGAGCCACUGCGACAAGAGCUACACCUGCCGAAGGUGCAACGUCAAGCGCUUCUCCGUGCUCGCCGACCUCCGCACGCACGAGAAGCACUGCGGCCGCGACCGCUGGGUCUGCUCCUGCGGCACCUCCUUCUCCAGGAAGGACAAGCUCUUCGGCCAUGUCGCCGCCUUCGACGGCCACGCGCCGGCGCUGCCGCCCGAGGAGGACGAUCACUCCGCUGCCAAUGGUCAUGGCAGUGCCUCUGAUCAGCUGCUGAUGGACACUGAGGCCGUAAGCAGAAUGGCGAGCACGGAGUGCUUCUCAGACAGCAUGUUUGAUGGUCUUAGCUGUUCUGACAUCAAAGGCUUCGCUCUCAACGUCGAUGGACAAUGUUUGGACGAGGGGCGAGGGUCCCUCUCGCCGAUGGACCUUUAUUCCUGUGACUAUCCAGGGUUUGAUCUCUUCGGGGCACCAGGAAUUGCAGAUUUCUAAAACCUGAACCUGAAGGGGUUUAUCCACGGAGAAAGAGAAAACGGUGAAUAGUUUCAGACUUGUCCUUAGUCAACUGGCAGUAGCCUGUAGAAGAAUUAGGAAAGUGUGCACUGAAACAUAUCCAAAUGCAAAUUGUUUUUCCCUUUCUUAGGGAAUUCACAACUCCAACUGAUAGGGCAUUGCAAAUGGAUAGUAGAUUUUUUGAUCAAUUUAUUUCAAUGCAACUUUUAAAAAGGAUCUUGUAAAUUUUGCACACAACAGCACAAAACAGAUUAUAAGCUCGAAGAAGUAUAAAGAAGUCGUUCA
Setaria italica (foxtail millet) is the source of this 1504-nucleotide messenger RNA. Its product is annotated as protein SENSITIVE TO PROTON RHIZOTOXICITY 1. The record is from RefSeq and is a predicted model, not a curated record. The transcript is spliced from 2 exons. The coding region runs from base 92 to 1198 and encodes 368 amino acids. Lineage: Eukaryota; Viridiplantae; Streptophyta; Magnoliopsida; Poales; Poaceae. Gene Ontology annotation, biological process: response to aluminum ion; response to acidic pH.